Seminavis robusta is the source of this 6615-nucleotide messenger RNA. NCBI's taxonomy places the organism in Eukaryota, Bacillariophyta, Bacillariophyceae, Naviculales, Naviculaceae. The record is from the annotation of a GenBank genome assembly.
ACUCCUCCAUAACCCAGAACACAGAAAGAGAAAGAGACUGAAGGAGUUGACUUACUAUCUAGCUAGCUACUAGUACUAGUAUACAGUAUUAUAGUUGAGGAGUGAGUUAGCUGUGUGUAUCUAUUUAUGCUCUGGCAGCUCUAUAGCUGCAUCAGUCAGUACAGUGUACAUGUAGGAUUGAAGUCAAAGUUCAAGGAUGCCAAGAGCAAGAAGAAGCAUACAAGAAUCAGAAUGGUUGAGACUACAUGUACAUGUAGUACUGGUAGUACUGUUUGUACAGGGAGUGUUGUUUGUGGUUGUGGAAGGUCAAGUGGAUGGUCUGGUCCAUACUGCCAAUGGCUAUGACAAUCUCAGGGGAAAUCAAGCCAUUUGCUGGAGUGCUCCAAGAUUUAGCAAUGCCACUGAUACCACCAGUACCACAACUACUAGUACACAGACACCUAUACUAGAUACCAAUGACCACAAUGAUGAAUCAAAAUUUCAAGGAAAACAGUGGCAAAAUAAAUUGGUUCCAGAUUUUAUUGCAGGACACACCACCAUGCUGCCCAGUUGUCCCACUGGUACAUCGCUGCAUUUGGAUCUACUCGAGGAUACAGCGUUUCAACAGUACUAUGGCAGUUCCAAGUUACGGACCCAUCACUAUUACACAUUCCAAUUCACACUCGAUGUGGACCUACAUUCCAUUCGCAGAGACUAUGGAUUGACCGACGCGGCCUUUUUGUACAGCGACAAGAGACAUCAAACAAACAAGAACCAAAAUAAUAAAAAGACAAACAACAACAAUAACAACAAUCCACUCAUUGCCAUUCAGUUGCAGUUCUGUCCCCUCUCGGGAAAUCUAUGCACCCCAUUUCUAUACAAGGAAGAAGCGGAAGCACCUCAACAAUUGGAGGGGAAAAUACAAACUGGGGGCGAUGAUGAUGUCGUAACGACAGAAGACGACUACGACCAAAGAGCAACCUCCCCAAGUACUACGGAUCAAGAUGACGUCACAUCUCAACAAGAGGACCAGCACAAUCACCAAAGACGGCUACGUAAUCACAAAAACAACCCCACACGACGAAACCUACAAGCGCUACUCACGGAAUCGCCGGCACCGACCGUGGCGGAACUAUUCGAUCGCAUCGAUCAAGCUUUGAAUCUUCUCGUGGAGGAGGAGGACGACAACGCUGACAAUAAUAAUGAUUCACUCCAUGUCUCUCGUGUACAGGCGCACUAUCACGACGAGUAUGGAUUCCCAGAGCAAAUUGUCAUUGACUAUCAAAAGCCACAAUCAUCCUCGCCAGCCAGGAUCUCCACCAAAGCUGUCAUUUCACUCAACGACGACGUGUAUCUUGCUACCAUUUCCAAUCUACGAAUCCUACGAGGAGGUCAGAGCGACGAGGAGGAAAUGUCUACAACUACCAGCAGCGCCAGCAACACGAUUUCCAUGAAUGGUUUGCCCAGUCAUCAUCUCCAACUGCUGAAACUGGCACAAGCAAAAGCCUUGUGGAAUGCAUCCGAAAUUGUCGAUUACACAUACAACUACAAUGUGCACUACGAUGGUCUGCCUGCUACGCUACAGCAGGACAAUGGCAGUAGUAGCAUCGUCAUCGAUCGACAAGACACACCCUAUCCAUGGCUUGUCACGGUGCACGACGGACUGGUGCGGACGGUCGUGGACGCCAACCACAAGACGCUCUUUCGUCGUGCCAACGAAACCAUCAUGAUGGACAAUCAUCACGAGACACCAGCAGACGGAGAUCACAACGACGAUUAUUGGCAAAUGCCUGAUCAUGACAACGACACUACGAGUCAUGCUUCCGAUCAUGCUGCAAACAGCAGCGCGGCUUUGGCGACAGUGCAGCAUCCUCACACCGAUGUGGAGCACACGAACCAGCACGCUGCCAAUAGUACAAUGGCGAUGUCACAUACAGGUGAUGAUGAACAGGACCACCAUUCGGAUGGACAUUUUCUGGACGAGGACGCCGUGUUUCGUAUCAACGCAGCCAAAGGGAGCAUCCGGCAUCAAGCGGGAGAACCCCAUUACGUCGAAGAACGAACCCGCGAUUUUGCCGCGGGGGCGUCUCCAAUAUUUUACAUUGAGGUGGACAAGUCCGCCAACAAAUCCAUCUUUCAGAUUCAUUACAAUAUCGACAUUCAAGUAAAACGACCGGGAGAUUACCUUCCCCUGGCAACGGUCAUGUUCUUUAUGCACAACGACACAACAACAACGAACCAAACCGACGGCACAACAGCCAUGGUCAAGUUUGAUGUCGCCAACCUGUUGAGUCUGCGCUCCAUUACCUAUUUUGCGCCAAUCACAAUCAAUGAGGUUACAAAAGGGGUUGCGAUCGCAACCUACGUCAUCAUUAGCAUUUGCGCCGCAGUUCAGAUAUUCUUUCUCAUCUGCACGAUUCGAUAUCGGAAUGACAAUGUGAUGAAACUGAGCCAAAUCACGCCAAUCAUGCUUUUGCAGCUCUCGACACUGGUGGCCAUCAUAGGCACGUUCUUUUACCGUCCCAUGAGCGACUGGUCGUGUAUCAUAACCCCCCCGUUGAAGUUCAUACCCUUGCAAGUAGUAUUCGCCAUCAUCUUUGGCCGGCUCAGGCGGAUAAUCACAAUCAUGGCACCAUUGAUGGAUUUGAAGGCAACCAAUGACAGCAGUGCUUUGAAGAAGGGCCUGAAAAACUGGACAACGGUCAUGAUGGGGGCGCCGAGUGGCAUUCGUCGAGUUUUCACAGAUUCGAAUGGGUAUUCAUCGCAGAUACCGAGUACCACUACAAACAGUGAGCACGGGGCCACUGAUACGGCGAACAACGACACCAACGAGCCAGAAACAAGAGGAACACGCAUCUCAUUGCAUGUCCACCCCAAAAAGGCGGCCAGACGACUUCGGCAGGAAUUCUCGGAAGGGCGGUUAUGGUGUUUGAUAUUCUUGGUGACAUUGCCGAUGCUCAUUGUCCAGAUUUUCGGCCUCGUGUUCUAUCCUACGAAACGCGUUUUGGUGUUGAACGAAGAGGAAAGCAUUGGCAGAUAUCAAUGCGGCGACAAAGCAAGCCUGCAGUUUGAAUUUGUUUCAUUGGGUGUUCUUUUCGUUACGAUCAUGGUGGAUCUGUACGAAGCUCAGAGCUCCAACUCUCUUCCUGCUUUCUUCAAUGAGUCCAAAGCUUUGAGCACCGGUGUGUUCCUGUCCCUCUUUGUCAUGGGCGUUUGUGUUGCGGUCAUUCUAGUGUCGAAGGAUCCGACAGGAGACCCAGACCUGCUGUUCAUGAUGGAAGUCUUGAUGGUGCUGUUCACUUCGUUGAAUAUUAGUAUUCGCUUGAUCUUACCAAAACUCAGGCUGAUCUGGAAAGGCGAAAAAGUCGUCGUUAGUAGAUUGUUGCAUGAACACAAGCAGAAGCAGAAAUCUAAGAAUGCAGGAGACCAAAAUACUGGCGGUCCCAUCAUUUCGGGGUUGAACGACUACGAAACACCGGUAGGGAACCUAGACGACCGCGACGAGUUCGGUCACGACAACCAGUUGAGUCCAGAGCCUCCUUCGGCUUGUGAACCGGAAGAAGCCAGGCCCGCGAGACGCAGACUCGUGGUGAAGCAGGGACAGGCCCCUCCGUCGAAACUAACGAUCCAACUUGUCCGUCACAGCAAUACUAUAAGCCGGAUCAACGAUAAAGUAUUGGCUGGGUUUCAAAUUCAGAGCAGCGAAUGGAUGGACGUGAAGGGGUCCGUGGACGAGUUUCAAUCUUUGUUGGAAACAGUUGACUUCCGCUAAGAGAGAGUUCGAGAGACAGACGGACCGAACGAUUCGAUUCCAUCGGAUCGCUGGACAUUUAUUCCACAGCGCUUUGUCAGGACUGGAUUGAACAAGACUACUAACUCCUCAACAGAUGGUGUUCAGUGUUUGCUACAAGUCCAUUAUGUGUAUACUCAAUGGCUUCUCUAUGUGGUCGGAUGCAAGGGUGCUGAUACCGUGCUCGUCGGCAGGACUGAGAUGGCAACGUUGAACCAAAUGAAGUUCUCGGCCAACACCAUUGGAUGUCGAACUAUCUUGAUUCUGCGCAAGAGAUGCGCUGCAAUGCCGAACCUUGGCAGCUGCUCCAGCACAAGUCGGGGCACACAGCAAUCAACUUGUGUUGUGUUUUGGUGCUGCAGCCCGGCCUUGCUUAUGCUGCCUUUGGCAUUUUUGGUGCUUCUGAUGCCUGGGCAGUCGUGCUGUCGUUGACACUGCAGGUAGAAUCGAAAUCAUGUUGGCUGAUAUCAUAGAUGCCGGCAAGCGCUGCUCUGGACGUUCUGGGGGACAGUUUGUGCAAUCGCUUUUUCGGUGACCUCCUCGGUGACAGCUGUGGCGACAGUGUGGCUUUGCUGCCAUUGAAGCUAUCCUCGAAUCCCAAGUUGUCAAUGCUGGUUCCAAAGAAACUGUCAUCAUAAAAGCUUGCAUAUCCAGCACAACUUGUUGCAAUGCUCUUGAAGCUGAGGUUGCCGGCGAGACUCUUGGAAUCGUUGAAAUUGAUACUCCUGUUGAAGCCAGCCUUGAUGGUGGGGUCGUCCAUGGUGCCGCUGUAACUUCUUAUGGACACGGUAGAUUCCUCUCCGGACGCGUGCUUACCAUUGUGUUCCGAUGCGGUUCUGGGGGUGGACAGCUCGCUCAGAUUGCGGACACAAUCAUACACCAGUUCAAGCCAGUCGGCUUCCUCCCACAGCCACCCACUUGCCACUUCCACCACGAAAUCUUCGUUGAGAGUCAGCGUCUGCCUGUUGAUUAGCUUACAUAGCACUUCGGGGAUCAAGAUAUCGAGAAUAUCACCCAGAGCGCCUCCAAAGCCAACGUGGUACACCUCAUCGUCCUCCUUGACAGAUUGAAGGAACUCGACUAUGUCUGUCAUGGCUGUUCCGCGUGGAAUCUUGACAUUGGCUUGCCAAGUCAAGACGUUGAUGAAGUCCGAUGAUCCACCCAAGUCAUGGGCAGUUUCUUCGUAAUCAUGUACCAUUUCAUCACGAAGGUCUUGCCACGUGGGGAAGGAAGCCAUGUCUACAACAUCGACAAAUCGAAAGCUUUCCCACGCCCGGCCACUCGUCGCGGCCAGCGCUUUGACGAGCGGAAACAAGCAUUGAUGGUUGCUCAUGACGAGAUCAUCAAACGUGACGUUAACAACCCUUUCAUCGUUCUUGACUUGGGUGAGUCCAUCCAGUACGUGCUCCUGCUUUUCAUCGCGCGAGCAAGUAAUUGUUUUUUCGUUGCUGGGGAAGCUCGAGUCGUCUUGGAUUCCACCAUCAGUCUGCUCGAAAAGACUGAAUGGCACCUCCUUGUCCAGAGCUUUCAUGGAAGAACCUCUUCUGAAGACAAUAUCGGAAGCAGGCAACAAAGUUAGGAACCAUGUGUGUGACUAUUACCUUCCUUUUGUCCCUCAAUAAAACUUACCGUGGACUAUUCAGCUGUAGCGGAGACUUCAUCCUCAAAGGCGACUUCAGCUUGAUUGGUGACUUCAGGAGGUCUGAUGUGUUGCUUUUCGUUGUUUAGCUGCUUUGAGUUGGCCCUAGCCGCAGUUUAUGAGAUUCUGGAGAGAGCUUUCGAGUGCCUGCAAGCAUCAUCUCGCUGGUGAAGAAUCCAUGGUGGUCAUCUUUCUCACUGGAGGACACCAGUUUGCGUUUCCUCUUUGCGCCGCAUCAGUGGUUUAUGGUGUGACUUUAGAUCGAGUUGUCAGAUGAUGUCAUAGAUAGAGUUCGUUGCGCAGACAUGAUGACUUCAGGGUGCGAACAAAGUAAACUCUUCUUAUUUCUUUGUCAUCCCAGUCAGUGAUAAAGAGAAGUGAAUAGAGCCAGUGAAGAACCCGUAAACAUUAUGUUUAUAGAGCCCUUGAACUUCGGUCACUUGGGGGGAUUCUUCUCACACGCAUUCUUUCACCAGUCAAAAUCUUUGAUCGGAUGGAGAUAUGGAGAUUUGGUCAUGGAAUGAUCCACGGCGCAGGAACCGGCACUCGAGAUGAACGUACAGCAAGCACUCCCUAGCUAGUUUUUGCAUUGUUGCAGCGACUGUCCACCUUGCCACAUCCAGCUAGUUAGGAAAGUUUUUGGGAACGCGUCUUCUGCGGUGAGCGGUGGUGCAGGAGGCCCCACACUAGAAGCUUGCAAUUGACGUUUGAAUUUCAGUCAGUUGAACGAUUCUCCUUACCGAAGGUUCCUACCCUCGUUCUUUUGGCUAUCUGCCUCUAGAAAAGAGGCUCAAAGCUCAGUUGCCAAAACAAAGUAGCAACUGAAGCUGUGGAUGGGCAUUUUCUAGUACGGGAAGGUAGCAGCUAUUCUGGGAAACUGGCUAGCCUACUACGAACUGCACUUUGCUUUCUGCCGUACCAGACGAAUGAACACCAAGCACUUUACCUCUAUUUUGAAAGCCACGAUUGAGUCAAUUACAGCCAUGUCGCCACGGUAGACGAAGAGAGCCGAGGCAGCGCGCAUUCGCAAGCCCGAGAUGAGAAACUGCGCGAACUUGCAGAGGACCAACAGAAGACGAGAGCAACAGCACUAAGCUGGUCUUGAAGGCUGCGAAAGCUCUGAUUGAAUUUCAGGCCAAUGCACGCAAAGAGCGUAAAACAGGUAUCUAUUAAUCUAUUUUAGGUUUGUGUUCUUGGUUUUCCUUCC